AUGUUUUCAAAACUUAUUCUAUCAUCAUGUGUUCUCUCGUUCAUCUUAUUGGCAUAUGUGAAUGCUGAUCUUCGAAGCACUGUAUAUGAAUUGGUUGAAGCUCGAAGUGGCGUAAAAUCAAAUUGCACUUUAUGGACAUCAUACUUUGCAACUAAUGGUAUUGUUCGUUCACCUGUUGGAGCGACGCCCAUUAUUGGUUACGAUGCUAUUCUAAAACAUUGUAAUGCAUGGAAUCAAAAUCUUGGUCCUCAAGGAAAUGGAUGGUAUCCUUUGGAAUUAUGGUCAAGCGAUACUGAAGUUGCUUUUGAAGCUACAAUACGAGCAGUAAAUAAAGGAGGUUGUCAAGUUAAUUUGCGAGGUAUUAUUGUCAUCAAAUUUGAUACAAAUUUAAAGGUUACUGAAUGGAAUCAUUAUUAUGAUUCUGAUUUUGUUGCACCACAACUCCAGGGUAAAUGCCAACAUCAAUAG
Rotaria sp. Silwood2 is the source of this 468-nucleotide messenger RNA. The record is from the annotation of a GenBank genome assembly. NCBI's taxonomy places the organism in Eukaryota, Metazoa, Rotifera, Eurotatoria, Philodinida, Philodinidae.